AUGGAACAGAGGAGAUGGCUCUUGUUUGCUGGGGCAUUGCUUGCAGCUUUUCUCCCUCUCUUCUAUCACUUUGGGCUUUCCAGUUUCCCCAGUUCCCAUUUUGCCCCAGGGAAAACAAAAAAAGGAGAAAAAAAUUUUGUGGUCACCUCUCCCCAGAAUGUAAUGGGAGUUGUUGGCCAGGACACAAUCCUUCCUUGCCAUGUGUCCUCCACCAAGCCACUAGACAACAUUGAAGUGCAAUGGAAGAAAAUCACAGAUGGGCGUAUAGAGGGUAUCCACACAUUCAGGCAGUUUGGUGGCAAACCAGCACAGAAAUACCUCGGGAGGACAUCAUUGCCAACAGAUGGAUUUGCCACUGGGAAUGUGUCCCUAAUAUUGAAGAACAUCCAGCCAGAAGAUGAAGGAACAUACAGCUGCGUCGUGAAGUCCAGGGACUGGAGUGCUGAUACAGCCACUGUGCUCAGCAUUGCAGGUAUCAGUGAAGUAUUCUUUGAAAUAUUGGGUCCCCAAGGGCAAGGGCUCGAGCUUGCCUGCAGAUCACAUGGAUGGUUCCCCAAACCUACUGUCCAGUGGGUUACUCAGAAUAAACAGAGGUUGUCUCCAGACACUACAAUACACCAGGACAACAAGCAACUCUUCAGUGUGCUGAGUCGAGUCACAGUUACAGGAGAGGAAGUGGGAGAAGUCACCUGUCAAAUCCUGAACCCCCUGGUGCAGACUGAGAAGAAAACUACUGUGCGCCUCUCAA
Antrostomus carolinensis (chuck-will's-widow) is the source of this 748-nucleotide messenger RNA. Its product is annotated as butyrophilin-like protein 9. Gene Ontology annotation, cellular component: external side of plasma membrane. The record is from RefSeq and is a predicted model, not a curated record. Gene Ontology annotation, molecular function: signaling receptor binding. NCBI's taxonomy places the organism in Eukaryota, Metazoa, Chordata, Aves, Caprimulgiformes, Caprimulgidae. Gene Ontology annotation, biological process: regulation of cytokine production; T cell receptor signaling pathway. The annotation marks the transcript as partial. The transcript is spliced from 4 exons.